Messenger RNA from Suillus subaureus, 1663 nucleotides. RefSeq names its product S-adenosyl-L-methionine-dependent methyltransferase. The transcript is spliced from 10 exons. Lineage: Eukaryota; Fungi; Basidiomycota; Agaricomycetes; Boletales; Suillaceae. The coding region runs from base 1 to 1335 and encodes 444 amino acids. Gene Ontology annotation, molecular function: O-methyltransferase activity. The record is from RefSeq and is a predicted model, not a curated record.
AUGACAGACUUGAAUAAACCGAAGGCCAAACUUGAAGCUCUCUUGGACAUCAUCAAUUCCUCUGCACGUCAGGCAAUCGCCGAAUACGAGAACACAGGACAUGGGGUACCUAGUGCCGACGCAACCACCUUCCACCCUCUCGACUCGGCGACAGAUACAGUUGCCCUCAAAAAGGCAAUCAGGCUGCUCGAAGGUGCAUACCAUCAAUUGAGCGCAAUAUUAGCUCCCCCCCAACAUACGGUGAUGAAUUCUGUUUUGAAUUACAAUUGGGCUUGCAUAGAUGUUGCCCUGCGAGCGCGCAUUGCAGAUGUUUUGGACAAACAUCCAGAAGGUCUUAGCAUCGAUAGACUGGCUGAAGCAGUCAACCUCGACAAGAGCAAGACUGCGCGCGUCUUACGGGCUUUAUCCCUCAUGGGUUGCUUUAAAGAAGUCGAACGAGACGUCUUCUCGAACACUCGACUAUCCCUCAUACUCAAGUCAACAAACAACACUGGAUGUUUUGCAGGACUUCAUUCUCGGGACGUCGCGAAAUGCGCCGCAGCUCUCUAUGAGAGUAUGAGUGACGAAGAAUUUUCUCGUUCAAAUGAGAUCGACAAAGCACCCAGGGUAUUGGCCUUCAGGAAGGAGGGUAUGAUAGGUGACUAUUGGGAAAUGAUCAAUAAUGACGAAUUUCACAGGGGCAUGCUGGGCCUAAAUGAAUUGAUGGGCGGUUCUGCAGUUCUGCAUCACUAUCCUUGGGAUAAUAUUUCAUCUGUGGUGGAUAUCGGAUGUGGCAUUGGGACAUUUUCCACUCCUUUGGCGAAAAUGUUCCCUCAUCUCAGAAUAACUGAUCAGGAUCUCCCGGAAGUUCUUCUGGAGGCACAGAAUGUAUGGAAGAAGAAUGCUCCCGAGGCGCUGCUAGACGGGCGCGUGGAAUUCGUGCCACUCAAUUUUCUCGAGGACGCACCUGUUGUCGGGAAGGAUGUUUAUUAUUUAAGGAAUAUCAUCCACAACUGGCAGGACCGCGAUGCAAUGACGAUCCUUCGUAACAUUCGCAAGGCCAUGGGGCCAAACAGCCGAGUGUUAAUUCAUGAUUGCGUCCUCUUGCGCACAGUGCGGGAACCUGAAUUUGGAACUGACGGGUUAAGCACCGCCCCUGAACCUAUGUUACCGAACUUCGGGGCAGGCACUCACAGAUCGUACCAAAUGGACAUGACGAUGUGGCUUGUUCAUAAUUCCAAGGAACGAACCUUGGACGAGAUGAAGAUCCUUGGGGCCUCUGUUGGCUUAGUACUCAUCCAGGUUUAUGAUCUUGUAGAGACAAUGCUCAUGGAGUUCGGAAUUUCUCAGAGCUGAUUCCAGAGGCAAGUUCUUCGAUACGCGAUGUAUAUCAUUGUUUGCCGCCAUAAUUUACGAAAGACGACGAGGUCAGACGACAAGCAAACUUGAAGUUAGUACAUAGUAGAACAAAGUCCCCUCGCUCACGCCUAGUUAUCAAAUGACAUUGAUCAUUUCAUAAAUCGUGCUCGGUGCUUCACUGAAUAUUAAUGUUCCAAGGUCACUGAAGUAGUUUUGUAUUUCAUUUUGCGUUGGCAAGUAACUGCUAAUCCUAUGACUCAACUGUCAGUGCAUGAUGUUCUUCGACUUGUACUACGGACGUCCAUCUUCACCAGUCUUCUUGCUA